This is a messenger RNA of Bactrocera oleae (olive fruit fly), 2376 nucleotides long. The record is from RefSeq and is a predicted model, not a curated record. Lineage: Eukaryota; Metazoa; Arthropoda; Insecta; Diptera; Tephritidae.
GACGUUGUGUUUACAGUGGCAAGUCGCGAAUUUAGUUGAAAAUGGAGAGGAGAAAAUUGAGCUCAAUUUUAGUGUUAAUGAAGAAUUGUUAUAUUAAUAAAUUUACCCAAAUGAAUUAGUGAAGUAAACCGCACAUAUUUACCGAAACUCAAGUGACUUCUAUAACAAAAAGUUAAAUUUUAUUGCUAUAAUUUGCUGCCAGAGGCUCUCUGGUGGGCUAAUCUUGUGCUGCUUCAGUCCGUCUGCGUAUGAAAACGAUAAGCUAACAGAGAGUUGCGCUCAAUAUUAUCUUAUUGUUGGGGAAAUAGCUCCACACGACAUGCUUGCUUGUAUUUGAAGCGAUAGCUAUGAGCUUUUUGAAGACGUGCCGGCAAGGUCUGGCGAUUAGUCACAUUUAGAUUUUCUCCGCGAGCAGUUCUGAUGGGAUAUUAUCGCGGUGUUUGAAGUGUUGCUGUAUUAAAUGUUGGUAUAUAACAGGUGCAAUCAGAACGACCAGAGCAGUGCGUCAAACGUGAUAAGUGAUUUGGCGUUGGAGGGAAAUUAAUUUACACAACAAUUAAAUGAACUGUUAUGACUUGACAUAAACGUGGUCGUUAUGAGCAAUUAUCAUUGAACAAUUAAUUACAAAUACGUAUAAGAAGCGUGAAAAUCGUUCGGCGAUAGCUAAAAAGCGUUCAACAAUAAUUAAUCAACAAUCAACAUUAAAUCCUAAAAUAUUUUCUAUAAUCCAAGGUAUCCAAAAGAAGUCACCAAAAGCCAGAUUUGUUGUAAAAACAUAGUCUUACAUAUGUAUGUAAGUAUGCGUAAAGGUGUAUCAUGAAAGUAUAUAAACGUUGGUGGAUGCAUAUACGAACACGCAUUUAGCUCUUUCUCUCUUGAAUCGAACUGAGCAGAACCGUCCAAAAUGCUGACCUGCUUUAUUAUUAUUUUCGUGAUAUUAUUCUGCAGCUUUUAUUUUGCCAAAACCUCUAAGGAGAUGCCAAAGAAUUGGUAUGAGCUGAAAACGGAGCUGCGCUACCAAUACAUUGGCCUAGUUGGCCUGAUACACGAUUUCACAUAUCGAUCACGCGAUCGCGUUGCGCUUUAUAAGCAGCCUGGACGUGUAGCUGUAAUUACGGGUGGCAACCGUGGCAUUGGACUUCGCAUUGUGGAGAAACUACUGGCCUGUGAUAUAACGGUUAUAAUGGGUGUUCGUGAUCCCGUCAGCGCCGAAGCUGCGGUCACUUCCGUUGUCGACCUCACCACAAGCGGCGGCAAACUGAUAUGUGAGCCACUUGACAUUGGCGAUCUGACGUCCGUUAAGACAUUCGCUGAAAAGGUGAAAGCGCGCUUCAACAAGGUGGACUUACUAAUAAACAAUGCUGGCAUCAUGUUUGCGCCCUUCAAGCUGACCGCCGAUGGUUUCGAAUCACAUUUCGCUACCAACUACUUGGGUCACUUCCUGCUUACUCAUCUACUUUUGCCCGAGCUAAAAGCAGCCGGCAAAGAAGGCAAAAACGCGCGCAUUGUGAACAUUUCCUCCUGCGUGAAUUUGAUUGGACGCAUCAAUUAUAACGACAUCAAUGGACUCAAAAAUUAUUACCCCGGCAGCGCGUACAGUCAAUCGAAAUUGGCACAAAUCCUCGCUACACGUCACCUGCAAACGAUCUUGGACGCACAGUCGGCGCAUGUACAGGUGAAUGCCGUGCAUCCGGGCAUUGUAGACACCGAUCUAUUCGAGCACAGCGCCACCACUUAUGUGCCGUUCAUGAAGAAACUUUUAUUCAAAAAUCCCGAGCAGGGUUCACGCACCGUCGUCUUUGCCGCCAUCGACCCCAAGCUGGAAGGCAAGGGUGGCAGCUACUUGAGCAAUGGUGGACUUGGCCAAAUGCAUAGAGAUGCGAAGGAUCCAGCUAAAUGUAAGAAAUCUUUCAAAUUCUCUUGCGAACUGUUGAAAAUCGCAGAUUUUGGCAAUGGAAAAAUUUGAUGCAAAACGUGUGAGCAACAAUAUAGCCUAUAUACCAACGGAUUUUCCAUCAUAAAACACAUAUACAUACUUUUUCAAUAUUUUUAAGCCACUAAGAAUACUGUAUGCAAGUUAUAACUGUUUCAGCAUACCAGUUAUUUCAAUUUUAGAUUUUGAAAGUUUUGUAUUUUAUAUAGAAUUAUAUAAAGAACAUUCCAUUUCCAUCUAAAUGGCAAUAACCACAUCAAUUUCUCUUAUUUAUAUUUUUAUAAACUAGUACUGAUCCAAACACAAAUAACAUUUGUAUUAAUCUGUAUUAGCCGUAGUAAAAGCAUUUAAAUGUGAGUGUAUUUAUGUUAAUAAUUAAACUAAACUACAAUUGUAUUUAUUUACAUAUGUGAAUAAAUUAAUAUUUUUAUAUGAAAUAUAAA